Molecule: messenger RNA, 636 nt
Organism: Klebsormidium nitens
Lineage: Eukaryota; Viridiplantae; Streptophyta; Klebsormidiophyceae; Klebsormidiales; Klebsormidiaceae
Source: the annotation of a GenBank genome assembly
AUGCCCAUUGGCACCACCGUACGGAAGUUGGAACAACCUGACACGGGAGAGGGCGAAGCGGGUGACUACGCAUUGGUACAUCUGGGCGUCGGUUGGAUCGACAUGGGGACUCGGAGCGAGGGCGUCUGGCCUCGAAACGAACCAGUUCUGGCGUCCUAUGACAUUCCGGACGUCAUUGAGUACCUGAAGACGUUCAAGCUGGGCCUGAUGGCACUUGCUCAGCGGGUCCAGAACGCCUCCAGUGAUGCGACGGUCGUUGCCUCCAAGCCUCCGUCGAUGCAGAUGGAGUGGACCGUGAAUCUUCCAGUUCAGCUCGAGAACGCGGCGGACUGGAAACGAGCGUCGGUCGCCUACGUGCACCUUCUGGAGACCUUCGAGUCCUUCGCGGAGCCGUUUGAGGGAUUCCUAUGUAGGGCGGCUGAGCUGCACACCAUACCAUAUGUCGAUAUCGAGUUCGAUGCGUGGGUUCUGAAGUGCGUUACAGUAUGCUUGACCGCUUCUAGGGUAAACUCUGUGAGAGAGGCCGGGUUUCGGUCUGGUCAAGAGCUGAGCGAAGGACUACGGUGCAGUAUCAUAGUGGCCGAUCUUCUUCUCAGCGGUUACGAAGAUCGCCUCGUGAAGAGUGAUCGCUCUUAG